AGCCUAGACUCAUUUAGCCAACUCUCGAAACAAAUAUUGGAUCUUUCCAAAUCUCAUUUCGCGCACCUCCCUGUCGUUCCUCCUGCCGACGUUCUGGCCACCAUUCCUCCCGGACUUCCCUCCUUCCUUGGAGACACUGACGCCUGUCGCCAAUUGCGUACCGCCUAUAUUGCGCACACUGUCUCCAAUUUGAUCACCUUUCGUGUAUUCACGCCCUUUCUCUUCAGCUUGGGACGCCGCUACGACAAGGCAGAUGGUCUGUUCACUUCAAUGAGCAGCCACCUUCGUGGGAAAAGUACUCGGAAGGAAGCAGUUUGGAGGCAAAACACCCUCGUUGCUGCGUUCACGAGCAGUGGUGCAAAGCAGCGCAUCAAUUCUGCGGCUGGUUCCGUCGUCGAGGAGGUCGUUAACGCAAUAAAGCACUUCACAGCACCAGGGGAAGAGGAGCAAAUUAGACAUGCCGUCAGACGCAUUGUCAAACUGGCAGCAGAGACAUGGCGGCUUGCACGCCUCGAGAGAGAGAUGAUCGUUGCCAAAAUGCCGGCUGUGGACGAUCAAAGCGCAGAAGGCAGUGGAGGGGACAUCGAGGGGUCCUGGCCAGCGUACACCUUCGACUCCGCUACGAUGCCGCCCAUAGAAAGCUCCGUAAUUUCAGGCCUCCAAGAACCUCCCAAGAUGCUACUUCGGCUGUUUCCUGUCAUUCAACGAGAAGCGAUUCACGAAAGCUUCCGCUUGACAGACCAAGAGAAGGAAGACAAAGGUUGUGUAUAUAGCCAUGGUCUUGCACUUUACGACGACGCCUUUCCAGUGGCACUAAGGGAGCAGGAACUU
This is a messenger RNA of Mytilinidion resinicola, 831 nucleotides long. RefSeq lists its product as uncharacterized. The record is from RefSeq and is a predicted model, not a curated record. The annotation marks the transcript as partial. The transcript has a single exon. Lineage: Eukaryota; Fungi; Ascomycota; Dothideomycetes; Mytilinidiales; Mytilinidiaceae.